Molecule: messenger RNA, 1491 nt
Organism: Trichomycterus rosablanca
Lineage: Eukaryota; Metazoa; Chordata; Actinopteri; Siluriformes; Trichomycteridae
Gene: chrm5b
Product: cholinergic receptor, muscarinic 5b
Exons: 1
Coding region: 1-1491 (496 amino acids)
Biological process (GO): adenylate cyclase-inhibiting G protein-coupled acetylcholine receptor signaling pathway; G protein-coupled receptor signaling pathway, coupled to cyclic nucleotide second messenger; chemical synaptic transmission
Cellular component (GO): dendrite; synapse; plasma membrane
Molecular function (GO): G protein-coupled serotonin receptor activity; G protein-coupled acetylcholine receptor activity
Source: RefSeq, a predicted model, not a curated record
AUGGAGGUGGAAAUAUUUCACGGCUCCUCUGCUAGUGGAAAUACGUCGGUUGUCCAUUCUGUUCCCCAUAAUCUUUUGGAAAUCAUUGGUAUUGCUAUUGUGUCAGCUAUAGCAAGCCUGUUUACAAUAGUGGGGAACGUCCUGGUACUGCUCUCUUUCAAAGUGAACAGCCAACUGAAGACAGUAAACAACUACUACUUGCUAAGCUUGGCGUUUGCAGACCUAAUUAUCGGAUUGUUCUCGAUGAAUCUUUAUACCACGUAUAUCCUGAUGGGAUACUGGUCUCUGGGAAACUUAGCAUGCGAUCUCUGGCUAGCUGUGGACUAUGUGGCAAGCAAUGCAUCAGUAAUGAACCUGUUAGUCAUCAGCUUUGAUAGAUACUUUUCUGUUACGAGGCCACUUACUUACAGGGCUAAACGGACACCCAGACGCGCAGGGAUUAUGAUAGGCCUGGCAUGGCUUAUAUCCCUAAUCUUAUGGGCCCCUCCGAUUCUAUGCUGGCAGUAUUUUGUGGGUGAAAGGACCGUUCCAGUAAACCAGUGCCAGGUCCAGUUCUUCUCAGAGCCUGUAAUUACAUUUGGAACAGCCAUUGCGGCAUUUUACAUUCCUGUUUCAAUCAUGACCAUUUUAUACUGCAGGAUUUAUAAGGAAACAGAGAAGCGUACAAAAGACUUAGCAGAGCUGCAAGGGGAUACGUUUAUGGACAGCCCCAACAACCAAGAUACACAAAAAAGAUCCUGCUUUAGAUUUAACUCUAACCGGACCAGAUCGCAGGGCUCGUGGUCUUCGUCAAACCAGAGUAACGUGACGAAGGCUACACAGGCUGAGGACGUAUGGACAAAGUCGGAUCUCGCUCCCGCUCUUAACAGCUACACAUCUUCUGAAGAUGAGGACAGGCCUGUUUCUGAAGAGCCGAAAAACCAGGAUGAAUUGUUAGCAUGUUAUGAAGAAAGAGAUUAUUUUGCUGACUCCAUUAAAAACUGUAAACAAAAGAACAAUAAGAAAUGCAUCUCCUACAAGUUUAAACCCGUCCUGAGGAACAUCACGUCUCAAACAGGCAGCAGUGAUGCUGACAGGGCAUCAAAUCCGUGCUCAUCAGAGCCUCCGACUGCAUCACCGUUAACCCGACCAAUGGAUGCCAACCUCAAAAAUCAAAUCACCAAACGCAAGCGAAUGGUUCUCAUCAAAGAAAAGAAGGCAGCACAGACUCUGAGCGCCAUCCUCCUGGCCUUCAUUCUCACCUGGACUCCAUAUAACAUUAUGGUUCUCAUUUCCACCUUCUGCUCCAGCUGCAUCCCUCUGUCCCUCUGGCACCUGGGCUACUGGCUCUGCUACGUCAACAGCACAGUGAACCCCAUGUGCUAUGCCUUAUGCAACAAGACCUUUCAGAAGACAUUUCGAAUGUUGCUCUCGUGCAAGUGGAGGAGGAACAGAGGGAAGGAGAAGGUCAUGCACUGGAGUGGUCGAACCCCACAACAGCCUGCAAAAUGA